Fusarium odoratissimum NRRL 54006 is the source of this 2184-nucleotide messenger RNA. RefSeq lists its product as uncharacterized. The transcript has 3 exons. Gene Ontology annotation, molecular function: DNA-binding transcription factor activity, RNA polymerase II-specific; DNA binding; zinc ion binding. Lineage: Eukaryota; Fungi; Ascomycota; Sordariomycetes; Hypocreales; Nectriaceae. Bases 502 to 1815 code for a protein of 437 amino acids. Gene Ontology annotation, biological process: regulation of DNA-templated transcription; DNA-templated transcription. Gene Ontology annotation, cellular component: nucleus. The record is from RefSeq and is a predicted model, not a curated record.
AGAUUAUUUUUCCUCUGUAUGUGAAUUGAUAGAGCACCAUGGCAAAUGGCAAUAAAGCCCCCAAGAAGUCAAAUACUAAGCGUAGGCGCGUUACACAAGCGUGCGACUACUGCCAUCAACGCAGCAUUAGAUGCCGGCCAUCAAGCGACAACCAGGGAUGUCAAAACUGCAAAGACUUUGCACAAGAAUGCACCUAUCAUCGAACACCUCGACGACGCGGGACAAAGCCUCGGGAUGAAUCAACAGACCAUAAGAACUACUCAGAAGAUGCUGCGCGUCCGCCUCUUAACGCUGCGAAUGCUGAACCGGCCCAAGAAAGUAGCCAUCCAUCCCAUGAUGUGAGAUGCGUACCCAGGCCGCGAGCCGUCUCUGUUCACGACAAUCAAUGGAAGGCACCACAUAUUGCCAGCCAAGCCAGCAUCAUGGACCUAAUUGAGAUCUAUUUCGAGAAGAGUCUCUCGAACCGAGUACACAAGCGAGAAAUCCAUCUUUUCUGUCACGAUGGCUCUUUGUGCCCUGGUCAGUGGUCGCAUACGAGACGGGUCAGUAACGAACCCCAAAUGGGACCUCGAGCCACUAUAUAAGAUACAACCAGAAUUGUUCUACGAUGAGGCCAAGAAACAGCUCCUGGAGCUCGCGACAGAGUCAAACAUACACAUCCUUCGAGCGCAUGCAAUUCUUGCCAUUGCAGCUAUUCAAAAUGGAAAGACGCGCGACAUGCACCACCAUCUUGGCUCGUAUCACACUCUGGUGGCGAUGGAUGGAUUACAUAAUGAGGCCAAUUGGCCACGCAAUAUUGACGUCGUGGAACGAGAGGAGAGGAGAAGACUGUUUUGGUCUAUGUAUACACUCGACAUCUACACGGCAGUGGUUUGGGGUGGCAUCAUUCGAUGUAGCGAGUGCCAAUCUUACGUAGCCUAUCCCACAGAAGUUGACGAUGACAUGAUCGACGAUAACGGAAUAACAGCACAAGAUCCAACACCUAGAAACGACAGUCAGUCUUUUGCAGGACGAGCGGAGUGCUGGCUAUCAGGGUGGAAUUUCAUCACAGACUUGUAUCGCGUCCUCGAACAUGCCUUGACGCGGCUCCGAGGCUACCGAAGGCGACAAACCACAAAUUCGUUCUUGGUAGGGAUGUUUGAGGAGGACUUUACUGCUGCAAAAGCAUCAGUUCGCGAGAGCGUCUUUCAAAUGUACCUCAACUUGCCAGAUUGCUUCAAAGAAACGCCCCAAAUGGUCUGUAACGUCAAGAAAGAUCGUUUCGGGUUCCAGGCCGCGAAUAUCACUGCCACAUUUCAGCUACUGCGUAUUGUCCUCUUCGCCGGUAGCGGAACCAGCAUCGAACAGCGUUGCCAGAUCGCCAGCGAAGUCGUCGAAGCAUUUGUCUCUAUACCGAUUGCUUAUCUGCUUUCUAUCAGCACCCCGCUCCUGCACCACCUUGGAGGUAUUGGAUCGAUUUUAGGUAAUGUGUUAGAAGAGCCGCUCAGCGAGGCCGACUAUACUCGUGUACGGGGAGUAAUGCUCUCAAUGGCGCUGCUGUUAGAGAACCUGGAGGUUAUCCACCACAGCACCAGUGCGAGCGAGAAGCUCCGAUCACAAGUUUCUCGAAUUGAUGAGUACAUGACUAGACAGCGACAGAUUGCCCCAUCAGCCGCGGUCCUGACAGCAUCUGAAGGCAUGAUGGAAGAAUCGGUACUGGACAGCCAAGUAGCCCAAAGCUAUCAGGAGAUCAUCCCAGAUGGUGCAUUGGACUGGACGUUUCCAGAAAAUGGAGAGCAUCUUGGAGACCUGACGUGGAACUUCAACUUGAAUUGAUAUUUUAGUGUUAAAGAGUUUUCAGCUACGAGGUGCAAUCUCGCAUAUCAACAAGCUAACCAUCGAUAACAUUUUGCUGCUCAAUCGUACCAUUUCCGCAGUUCUCCAAAUCCUUCUCAGUGCCAUGAACCUGCUGAACAUAUCCAUCGACCUCAUCAAGCAACUGUCUCGAUGCUACUGCGACGUCUCCGCCUGCUUCAGCCAAGCGCCUCUCAUAUUCCUCCAUGUUCUUAGACACGAGGAGACUGUUGCUCGUGAACAAGAGGUUAAUCUCUUCGAGGGACUUUUUAGAUACUUCGGGGAAGAAGAACCAGACAAGAGGCAUAGCAACGACAUUCAUGGCCCCGAAAAAAAUGUAGGUAGCCCAGC